This is a messenger RNA of Triticum turgidum subsp. durum (durum wheat), 1479 nucleotides long. Lineage: Eukaryota; Viridiplantae; Streptophyta; Magnoliopsida; Poales; Poaceae. The record is from the annotation of a GenBank genome assembly.
AUGAGGAGGAGGGGGAGGAGAAGAAGCAGCAGCAGCAGCAGCCGCCGAAGUUGCAAUCCGUUGGGAUGGGAAAUAAGCGGAGCAGGAAGACGGCGCCGGAGAUCGCCCGCGAAGGCAUCACAAACAGACAUGUUUUCCAGCAAAACCUUCAAAGCAGAAUCAGGGAAGGCACCAGGGAGUUCAAGUACCCCGAAAACCGCAGUUUCUCGCAUCAGGUCCUGUAUUGCGGCCAAAGAAACUAGGACAAUAGAGAUCAUGGCCUUUGAGGUUGCCAACACAAUUGGCAAGGGCUACAAUCUGAUGACAUUCCUCUCUGAACAAAGCUUGAGGAACCUGAAGUCUGCGGUGCUUCAGUCCCAAGGCGUCCGAUGCUUGGUUUCAGAUGAUUGCAACAAGUUACUUGCUCUUGUCGGAGGCGAAAAAAGGGAGGAGUUUAAGGAGUUUGCUACAGAUGUUGCUCGGUACGGAAACCUAUGCAGAGAUCCGAAAUGGCACAACUUGGAUCAGCAUUUCUCGAGGUUGGAGUCUGAACCCACACAUCAGAAAUACUCUAAAGAAGCAGCAGCUUCCAGUAUGCAGUAUCUCAUGGCGCUUGCGGAGCAGACAGCGCAACUGUACCAUGGAAUGCGUCGGUUCGACAUCUCCGAGGAGAUAUACAAGAAAAAUUAUGAAGAGCACAUGGAAGGACAGGAGGACCAGUUCUGUUCAAUCCAAUCUCUUUCGAACGCUGUGGAGAUCGAAAGAAAAUUCGUCAAGGACUUGAAGAAGCAAACACUUUGGAUGAAGAAGAUGGAACAUGUUGUGGAAAAACUUGUUUGCGUUGUACAUUUCUUGCGGUUAGAGAUAAAAAAUGUCUUCAAGAAAUACGAAGAUGAAUCAAUGGAAGUGAAAGGGACGAUUCAGUUAACUUUAGGGUCUGCCGAUCUCGCUCUGCAUUAUGCGAACAUCAUUUUCAAGAUAAAGAGUUUGGCUUCUCAUUACCAGGCAUCAUUUGUACCGUCAAUUCCGAAAAGCGGCGUUGAUUCAUUGUACCAAGCGUUGCCUCCAUAUGUCAGAUCAGCCAUACAAACCAAGUUGAAAUGUCAUGAGUACAAAGAAAAGAGGACAGUUGAACAGCUCACAUAUGACAUGAACAAGACAAUGAAAUGGCUCUUGCCAAUGGCAGAAUCCACAAUAAGGGAGCCCAACGGAACAAAUGGCAGGAAGGCGCUCAAGAUUCAGACGCUAUACCAUGCCGACAAGGAGAAGACCGAACACUACAUUCUGGACAUGGUGCUGGCUCUCCACCAUCUCGUAUGUGCGAUCCAUGCGAGGCUCGACAAGUUCUUGAACAGUACUUCUGAUCGGUCGGAGAUGCAGGAGGCGAGCAAUUCAGUUAGCACUAGCCAUAGUGGACCGGCAAGCCCCUUUCACCGUGGAAGGGAUAGCCCCCGGAUCCCCAUAUCAAUGAUAACUGUACAGGAAAGUAUACAGCGUUAG